Molecule: messenger RNA, 575 nt
Organism: Dermacentor silvarum
Lineage: Eukaryota; Metazoa; Arthropoda; Arachnida; Ixodida; Ixodidae
Exons: 3
Coding region: 161-502 (113 amino acids)
Source: RefSeq, a predicted model, not a curated record
AUGUUGCGCAGCUGCCGCACCGUCGUCGGUGCUGCCCGAAUGGCCUGCGGCGGUCGAGUGGGCCCCGCCGCAGCAUCGCACGGCGCAGCCCGAAGGGCGGGUCUUCUCCAGCCUGCUCAGGGUGUUCGAGGCGGCCGAGUGGGACAAGGUGUUCGUCAAAAUGGCACGCGUCGUCGUCAACUACUUCACUGACAUGGCCUUCAAGGUGCUGUUCGGGUCCACUGGCAGCCGUCGAAGCAGCGACGGCACGCUCAAGCUUCUCCGCCAGCGGCGCGACAUGGCCCAGUACGUGCUCGAGCGGCAGCAGCAGGUGAGCCAGCUGCCCCCGGAGUGCCAGCGGCGCAUCGCCUGCCGGGUGGGACAACACUUGGGCAGCGUCCACAGCCUGCGCUCAUUGGCGCCCAUGCUCAGAACCGUGGACCGUUCCCUGGUGGAAGCGGCGCUACACGGCGUGAGCCAUAGCGACUGCGACAUGGCCUACCCCGACUGCCAGCUAGCCUGACGGAUCUACGUACGCUGUAUUUAUGGCCUCACGUUAAUCUUUGUUGUUGAAAAAUAAACGCUGGUCCGUUGUC